This is a messenger RNA of Betta splendens (Siamese fighting fish), 3644 nucleotides long. RefSeq names its product PWWP domain containing 2A (gene pwwp2a). Bases 52 to 2706 code for a protein of 884 amino acids. The transcript is spliced from 2 exons. The record is from RefSeq and is a predicted model, not a curated record. Gene Ontology annotation, molecular function: histone binding; chromatin binding. Gene Ontology annotation, cellular component: nucleus. Lineage: Eukaryota; Metazoa; Chordata; Actinopteri; Anabantiformes; Osphronemidae.
CUGAGGGAGGGCGGGGUAAGGUGCUGCUGCUCGGUAGCACAGCGGAGGAAAAUGGCGGCUGUGGCUGCAGAGGCUGGAGCUGCGGCAGUUCCAACAACAGCAACAACCGCAGCGACGGACGACGGACGCCCUGCUGCUGACUCAGGACUAUCAGUAGCCCCACUAGAAACUGAUGAGUCACCGGAAUCUGUGUCCGAAUCGGAACUAUUCGGCGCCCGGGUGGAGAAUAGUGGAAACGGAGAGGGGCGCCGCCAUGUCAGGCCGGAGCUGGAUUCUGACGCGGGAAAAGCACUCUGUGAAACCACCGUCAACGACGAACUGACUGGCAAUUUCUCAUUGGACCGGGCUAGCAUGGAGCGGUUCUCUCCCGGACUACCGGUGGAUCCAGAGAACGGUGGGAACAUGUAUUGCAGCAUCUUGCCAGACCCGCAGCCCUCUGCCGUCUUUCUGCACUCCUUCCCCGCUCCGCCGCCCGCCACCGAGGCCGGAUUGUCGCUGUUUGAACCGGCAGAGCCCACCACAAACGUGACCACAGACAGAUCUGAGACCGCUGGCCGAGACCUAUAUGGCUAUACGGCUCUGCCCCAACCGAAACUGAGACCUGUGACUGUAGAUGGCGCCAUGUUGGAGGACACUGCGGACCGGUUGUCGGAUUCGGUCAGCUUGGACAGUGCUGACCCGGAUACUGGGAAUGCUAAAAACACUGCGGAGACCGAGGAGCUAGCGGGCCGCUGCUUGCAGGAUUCAAUCCCUCCCUGUCGGUCUCCAAAGAGGCGACCCAUGGCCGAAAAAAUCGCGGCAGAGGAUUCGGCCCGUCCAGACCCUGCACCAGAGCCUGGUCUCGGUCCGCUACCUCUAACCUCCUUUCAUGAUCUCAGUCCAGGGUCCGAGGUCCGAGUCUCGCUGGAUCACGUUAUCGACGAUGCGUUGGUGGUGUCGUUCCGAGUCGGGGAGAAGAUUUUUUCUGGGGUUCUGAUGGAUGUAUCUAAACGAUUUGGACCAUAUGGAAUCCCUAUCACAGUUUUUCCUAAGCGGCAUGACCAGACUCCACCUCAGUUGUCUCUGCAAAGGGAGAUCACCAAUAACCUGUUGACCAAACAGGAGGAGGAGGAGUCUGUCAUCCCUGCUGUCUCAUGCCACUCUUGGACCUCUAAACCGCCACCGCUGUUCCAGGAGGGUGCACCGUACCCCCCUCCUCUGUUUAUCAGGGACACCUACAACCAGACCUUACCUCAGCCUCCCCCACGAAAGAUCAAACGCCCAAAGCGGCGCUACCGCAGUGAAGAGCCAACAUCUAUUAUGAAUGCUAUCAAACUCCGCCCUCGUCAGGUGCUUUGCGACAAGUGUAAAGGUGUGGUGUCAUCAGGGGGCCAUCGAGAAGUCCGACGGGGACCACUGGACCUCAGGAGCGAGGAAGUGUCUCGGAGACGGAGACCAGCAGAGGGCCCAAUGUCCUUGGAGCUCAAACGACUAAAAAGUGACAACAAGGGAGGACGAGCUGAGCGCCGCUCAACGUCAGGAAUACGGGUGACAUCGUCUUCAACAUCAUCUUCCUCCCGCCUUAGGUCCACUACUCCAUCCUCAUCUUCAUCUGCACCCCUGCGACUUAAGCUAAACUCUAAAAAGGUUCUGGCCAAAGGUUCUGCUGAUCGUUCUAAAGCUCGACAGGUUCUUAAGAAUUUAACACGAAGCUCACAACCGCCGCAUCCACGUCCCAAAGACCAGAGCCAGAUUCAGACCCGAAACCCAGACCAUCCUAAGGCCAUGACCCGUGCCGCAGCUCUGCAGAACCACAACCAGAAGGUCCACUUUACCCGGCGGCUGCAGCACCUGAGUGGGGCUGCCAGCACUCACUCAGCAUUGCCCCCGAGGAUGCGCCUCAAACCCCAAAGGUAUCGUACUGAUGAGGCCCCUUGCCCCCCUACCAAACAUAGUCCCCAUUUGUCACCCCCCAAACCUGCUGUAAGUCCCAGCCCUACAGAGGAGCAGGUACCAACCCAAAUUCCCCCCUCGCUCUGUGUUGUCAGUGUUGCCGUAGAAAUGCAGGACGUUUGCCCUCCUGAAGAGAGGGUGGCACAUCAGUUAGGGGGAGUGGGAAAGGACCAGGUCAUGGAGCCUCCCUGCCCCUCCUCCUCCACGAACUGCUCCCCUCCCUCAGAGUGUAGCUCCACAGAGAUGUUUGAUGUCCCCCCUUCUGGAGACCUGCCAUCUUCUCUGUCCUCUUCUGCCCCCCCUUCUUCGUCCUCCCCUGUCUGUCCCCCCCCCCAAGAUGAGGAGGAGGAGGAGGAGGAGGGCAGUGACCUGAAGAAGCGUUGUAAGUCUUCCUCCCCCCCCCCCUCUUCAGUCUUCUCCAAGUCUGUGUCAAAGGUCUCGCUUUCUGAUGGUCGAACGGUCUGCGUUGGUGACAUAGUCUGGGCCAAGAUAUAUGGCUUUCCCUGGUGGCCGGCUCGUGUGCUUGGCAUCACCAUCUCUCGGCGUGGUGACACGGGGCUGGCUGUGCGACAGGAAGCGCGAGUCUCCUGGUUCGGCUCCCCUACCACCUCCUUUCUUCCGCUAACCCAGCUGUCCCCCUUUCUGGAGACUUUCCAGUCCCGCUUCGACAGAAAGAGAAAGGGGCCAUAUCGCCGUGCCAUUGCUGAGGCUGCCAGUGCUGCUAAGCAGCUGACGCCUGAAGUCCGGGCGCUACUCACGCAGUUUGAGACGUAGCGUCUGAUAAGACUAAUGCCCUGCCCCUUCACUGGUCCCUACCAACAGGAAGUGGGAGGAGCCUGCCUCUUCCCCUCCCUGGACCAGUAUUAUCUAAGACUGACGUGACAGAAAAACUUACUUUUUCCCAUUUUUUUCUAUUGAGAGAAGUGGGCAGGGCUUCAUGUUACCUCUCAGUGUUGAGAUAGUAGAAGAGGGUGGGGCUUAACUUUGUCUUUACAGACCUUCUCACUCUCAGCAGGUGUCAAAUUACAGGUAUCAGUAAGAAACAACUUUUCCACUUCCAAAUAAAUAACGGGACAAACAGGACUAGUGAUCAGGAAUCCUGAGGAGCUUGAUUCUGCCUAAUGAUUGACUCAAACAACUGGUACAUUAUCAAUGUAAACAAAACACUAAUUCAGUUGCAAAGAACAAAGAUAGGAACAAAAGACUUCAUUUUUAUUCACACUUUAUUCUGGUGUUUCUCACCUGUUAUGAGGUAGAUAAGUUUGUUUCGGCAGUGGGAAUUACUUUCUGUCCAAAUUUUGUUGAAAACAUCCAGACUGAACUUUUCAACAAGAAACAUAUACAUCUAUAUCUGUAAAGUGUGACAUGGUCCUGAAACUGAGGGUGGGGGUCCAAACUGUGUCCACAGCUGAAGCUGAAUGUUUCAUGGAGACAAAGUUACUGGUGACUGUUUAGGACCCCAAACGUCAUUUAGGCACACAGACAGACAGACAGACAGACAGACAGGUAGGACACACUGACUGUUAGCCAGAAGAGCUGCUCUCUGGUGGUGGUGGUGGUAAAGGUGGAUUUUUCCUCUCUGCUGUUUGUUUUUCCAGUUUCAGACUCUUUUUACCGUCUGUUUGCAGAUCAGAGAUUCUGAAUCCUUCUGAGUCAACCUGUGUACAUGUUUUUCCUCAUGUUUUAAACCUAUUAAUAAACUGUCAAACUUG